Messenger RNA from Aspergillus nomiae NRRL 13137, 795 nucleotides. RefSeq names its product cytochrome b5-like heme/steroid binding domain-containing protein. The record is from RefSeq and is a predicted model, not a curated record. NCBI's taxonomy places the organism in Eukaryota, Fungi, Ascomycota, Eurotiomycetes, Eurotiales, Aspergillaceae. The transcript has 4 exons. Bases 47 to 559 code for a protein of 170 amino acids. Gene Ontology annotation, cellular component: endomembrane system; membrane.
UUCUUUCAACUAAAACCACCGAUCUUCCUCACAAACAACUAUAACCAUGUCGUCUCCACAGGACGGAGCAGUCCCGCCGCCCGCCGAAGUUAUGUCAAUCGCAUCGCCAAUCAACCUGCUCCUCCUAUCCCUCUUCGCUGUUCUGGUGUACAUGCAAUUCCGACCAAAAGCGCCCGUAGCUCUUCCCAAGGGUCCUGCGCCCAUCGUCUUCCGCACGUUCACCCCCGCCACUCUGCUCGAAUUCAACGGUGUUGAUGGAAAGCCCGUCUAUCUAGCCGUCCGCGGCCGCGUCUUCGAUGUAUCCCCUGGCAGGAACUUCUACGGACCGGGUGGCCCCUACGAGAACUUCGCUGGUCGAGACGCAUCCCGUGGAUUGGCCUGCCAGAGCUUCGAUGAGGAGAUGCUUACUAAGGACCUGAAGGCUCCGUUGGAUGACCUCAAGGGUCUUGAUGCGGAUGCGAUGGAAAACCUUCAGUCCUGGGAGGAGCGCUUUUUGGAAAAGUACUUGGUUGUGGGUAAAUUGGUUGCUGAAGGCGAUCCGGAGGCCCCGAAGGCAUAAUUGCCUUGUGAUCACCCACCAGGGAUAGUAUCGAGUAUUGAUGAUGGAAUGCAGGGUUGAGGCUUCUACGGGGUCGAAAGUACCUUGAUAGAAAAUGUAGCAUUUGGUAUUUUCAAAAAGCGAUGUGAGUGGUUUCUUUGUUUGUUUCGCAUGAGACAUGAUUCGAUUGACGCUCGAAUGUGAGCCGCAUAUAUUGGGAAUUUCUAAGUCAUAAAAAAUGCCAUCGUAUUAUAAGU